AUGGCUUCUGCGCCAGAUGCGGGCGGCAAGGCCCUAGCCCCACCGCCUUCUACGGCUCAACCGAAGAAGGACCCAGAUGAGCUGGCAGAGGGGCCCAAGCGUCAGACCUCAAACGGCAGUACCACCCACCAAAUCGACGUCCGCGAAGCGCUCAGCAAGUGCGUCGACCCGUCCAUGGCAUGGAGUAUGCAGUUCUGGGUCACCAUUGCGGACCCAUUGACCCGCGAUGUCUUCUUUGCGUGUCCAGCAUCAGGCCAGUGCAGCUGGGAACCGCCUGUUGGCGCAUUUGUUGUGCCUCGCUCCCCGGACGGAGAGUGGUGGGAGUUAGCAGACCCAUCGCGCGACAACCAGAGCUAUUAUUAUAAUACUUUAACCUGCGUGACACAGUGGAAUCGGCCGGAUGGCGACGCCUUUGUUAUCCCGCUGGGAUUGAUGCAGCGCAACGAACUCUCUUCGCGACCGCCAUCCCUGCACCGCGAUUCGACAGAAAGCGAUACGAUUGUCUCUACAUCCAGCUCCAUCCAACCUGCCAUCUCGUCGUCUGGACACCGCGAGCAACUCUCUCUCCCCAUCGCGACCUCGACGGCGAGCUCCAGCGGACCCUUGACGCCCAUCCCAGACGACGCGCCCAUGCCCGAUCGGCCCCCGGGCCCGGCACACGAUCAGCAGGGCAGCUGGUGGGGAAGGCGUCGUGGAAGACGUCUUCUCAGUCGCUUGAGCAAGACCAACCUCAAGACACCAGACCGCAGCCCAUCUCUCACCAACGGCGGCACCACUCACCACACCGACCACUCUCCCGCACUUUCAAACUCGAAUGGUUUUGUGGCGUCACCCCCGGGCUCCCCGUCAAUGGAUGACGGGAGCUUCAAUGACCCUGUCAACCUCGUCCUCCAGCCUGCAUCCCCCACAUCCGCUGCAUACAACCUCGAGAACUUCUCCACCGACAACUUUGCGGACCGCUAUUUUGCCAGCCGCCGCUCCGGCGUGCUGCGCCAGCGCAUGUCGCUCGAGCAGAUCAUGGAGUGGCAGCGCGCGCCGAUCACGUCGCCACUCUUGGUGCUUUCCAGGUCAUCCGUACAGGACGCGGUCACGACUUUCAAAGUCAUCCAGCAUGUCAUGGGUGACCGCGACCGGCACGUCACGGACGCUAGACUGCAGCACAUUCCCACCGCGUCCGUGCUGUCUCUUCGCUCAACGUCGCGCCCCGGUGACCCGAACGAUGCGAAGGAUGAGAAGACGGUCAUCCUCGAGGAGAUUCGCUGGAUGAUUCAACUGGGUGUUGGCAGAGUCGAGAUGCGCGACGAGUUGUUUUGCCAGCUCAUGAAGCAGCUUACGCGCAACCCGGACAACGACAGUACGGUGCUUGGCUUCCAGCUGUUCUGCGUGUUUGUCUCCGCGUUCGGGCCAUCCAAGUCGUUUGAGCCGUUUGUCCGCUCAUUCCUGAUAGGCAAGCUGGAGCGCACCGAUUUUGGUAUUGGCGUCAUGUCCAAGUUCUGCCUUACUCGCUUAGAUACCUGGUCGCAGAAAGGCGGUCGUGGCCGCGUUCUGAGCACGGCCGAGAUCGAGCACGCGUCGGACGCGGCGUUUUACCCGUCCGUAUACGCACAGACGCUCGAGACAAUCAUGCAGCGUCAAGAGGGCGCGUACCCCGAACUGCGCAUCCCCAUUAUCCUGCCGUUCCUCGCGGACGGCAUUCUCGCGCUGGGCGGUACAGAGUCGGAAGGAAUAUUCCGCGUGCCAGGGGAUAAUGAUGUGAUACAGCACCUCAAGUCACGCAUCGACCGCGGGCAAUACCAACUCAGCGGGAUCACGGAUCCGCACGUCGUCGCGUCGCUGUUCAAGAUGUGGCUACGAGAGCUUGAGGACCCGUUGAUCCCUACAGUGAUGUACGAGACGGCACUCGAGGUGUCGAGGAGCGUCGACCAUACGAUUCUCUUCCUCAAGAAGCUGCCGAACCACAACCGCAGAGUCUUGUUAUUCGUCAUCUCGUUCAUCCAGCUCUUCCUCGAUCCAGAGGUUGUUGCCAUCACCAAGAUGACGCCACGCAACCUCGCGCUGGUGUUGGCGCCCAACAUCCUCCGGACGCCAGAUGAGUCACUUUCGGCUGCGUUUGCCAACUCGGGCUACGAGUGCCAGUUUGUCCUGAACCUUUUGCUGCACCUCGACCCACCCUCUGUCGACCCGGACUACGUGCCAUCACAUGGCGGCGGUGCAUCUGGGCGAGGAUCGCUCGACUCGCAGCGCUCGGAGCGGUCGGCAUUGUCGGGCGACGUCUCAGUAGAUAUCUCUGGGCAUCACGCAGGCGAGCACAGCAGCAGGGAGAACGAGGCGCGCUAG
This is a messenger RNA of Cutaneotrichosporon cavernicola, 2337 nucleotides long. RefSeq lists its product as uncharacterized. The transcript is spliced from 7 exons. The coding region runs from base 1 to 2337 and encodes 778 amino acids. NCBI's taxonomy places the organism in Eukaryota, Fungi, Basidiomycota, Tremellomycetes, Trichosporonales, Trichosporonaceae. Gene Ontology annotation, cellular component: cytoskeleton; cytoplasm. The record is from RefSeq and is a predicted model, not a curated record. Gene Ontology annotation, molecular function: protein binding; GTPase activator activity. Gene Ontology annotation, biological process: signal transduction.